Messenger RNA from Anthonomus grandis grandis, 1311 nucleotides. Its product is annotated as zinc finger protein OZF-like. Gene Ontology annotation, cellular component: nucleus. The record is from RefSeq and is a predicted model, not a curated record. The coding region runs from base 239 to 1177 and encodes 312 amino acids. The transcript is spliced from 2 exons. Gene Ontology annotation, biological process: regulation of transcription by RNA polymerase II. Gene Ontology annotation, molecular function: RNA polymerase II transcription regulatory region sequence-specific DNA binding; DNA-binding transcription factor activity, RNA polymerase II-specific. Lineage: Eukaryota; Metazoa; Arthropoda; Insecta; Coleoptera; Curculionidae.
UGGAAUUGUAUUUUAGUUUAUAAGGGUUUUUUAAAUUAUAUUUUUUAUUUAUUUAUAAAUCGUUGUUUGUCUACGCGUUCCCUAAGGAGCCUCAAGAGACGUGCUUUAUCCGAUGUUCCUGUAAAAACUAAUAUAGAUGCAGAAUUAGAAGUGGCAGCAUUAGAUACAUGGGGCAUCGCUCUAUUUAGAAGUUUCUGGGCUUGGUUCUCCCUUACAAAGUCAGGAAGUUGGGCAAAUAAUGGUAAAAUGGCACAAUUUAUUAAAAAUCAAGACAGAAGAGGUCCUCCAUCUCACGUGCGAUCACUGUUCAAAAACAUUCGCCAAGAAGUAUCAGCUUCUCUAUCACUUGAAAACCGUCCAUAAGGACGCGUCGCCUUUCGAGUGCUCCGAGUGCCAUAAAACAUACAAAUUCCGCGAGAAACUCGAGCAACACUUGGCGAAACACCAACGGAGCCCUAAGGCUCCGAACAGGGAGGCCUUCGGGUGUGACAUUUGCCACAAGACACUCUACAGUAAACAAGGCCUGAUCGCGCACACGAAGAGACACAUGAAACUUUACAGCAUCAAAUGCGACACGUGUGGCAAAGGCUUCUUCGGCCAGAACAGCCUCAGGUUGCACAUAAACUCCAAACACUCCGGCAAAUCCGAGUUUAUUUGCGGCAUAUGCUUCAGGCCGUGUUACGACAAGGGCUCCCUGAAGAACCACAUAGAAAAACACCGGGCGGAAUACAAAACCCGUCUGAAAGUGAAAUGCGAGGAGUGCGGCCAGGAGUUCCUCGACCAAAAGUACCUAAAGAUCCAUAUGGCGAAGAAGCACAACAUGGACAACCGGUUCGUGUGCGACCUCUGCGGCAAAAAGUUGUACUCCAAGAGCGGCCUCGCUGACCACAUGAACAUCCAUCAGGGUCUCAAGCCGCACAAGUGUGAAUUCUGCGGAACCGGUUUCGCUAACUCCACGACCUUAAGGUUGCACGUGCGAAGACACACCGGGGAGCGGCCUUACAAGUGCACCAUGUGUGAGAAGGCUUUUAUCCAGAGUCACAGCCUCAAGGCCCACCUGAGGCUGCACAGUGGCGAAAGACCUUUCUGUUGCAGCUUGUGCGGUAAAGGCUGUAUCACUAGCAAUGCCUUGAGGCAACACAUGAGGAGCACCCACAAGGUCGAUGAUGUGGUUUAAUCGUUUUUUUUGGCAAAGUUAAAGGCACGUCUAAAAACCCGGUUUUUAGACGUCCCUUUAACUUUACCGGACCCCGUUCUUUUUUUAUCAUUGUGUACAUUGUUAUAUUUUUAUAAUAAAUUUUAAAGACUAAA